AUUGACAUUAAUUUGACAGACACAUGCAAUACGAUAUCACUCAGUUUCAUGAUUUUUUGCCAAAUAUUUGUGUAUUUCAAUUUAUAAUUGACUAUACUGUUGUUUCUACUUUGAUUGAAUUAGUACUUUGUAGAAAAUACGUGCCUCGUCAUUAGUUAGUGGCAUUUAAGAAAGCUACUAUGAAACUACUCACAAGAUGUAAUUUUAUGAAACAUGUCGCACUUUUGUACCGGCCGAAUAUAAUAAGGAAUUACGAUGUUUCAGUUAGAGAUUAUGUUACUAUUCUGUCCUUUAGACGGCGGAGGUUGAGGUGCCCUGUGCAUCUAUCAUCAAUAUCAUGUUUCUAUUCAUCUGACGAUAAGAAACAUUUCCUAACCUUUGAGAAGAAAGCUGACGCUCUAAAAGAUGCAUUUGAGCACAAAAAAGAACAACUCAAGGACACAGAACACCGCCUUAGACAGAGAAGUGAAGAGAUUGUCAGGGAUAUUAAACAUCAGAAAGAAAUAACUGGUCAGAAAUUGAGAGAUAAAAAGGACUAUAUCAUUAAGGAUAUACUUGAAACUAAAGCUAAAGUAAAAGAAAGAAUUGAGGAAGUUGUAGAGAAAGAAAAGGUAUUUACAAUACCCAACAUAUUAUGUUUUACAAGAAUAGCUAUGUCUCCAUAUUUGGGAUACACAAUAUUUCAAGAGAACUAUAACAUGGCAUUAGGAUUGUUGGUGUUUGCUGGUGUCACAGAUCUGCUUGAUGGCUGGAUUGCAAGAAAUUGGAAAGGCCAGUCAACGAAAAUGGGGUCUUUUCUGGACCCCAUGGCAGACAAAGUAUUGAUAGCAACUCUCUUCAUAUCACUCACUUAUCAAAACUUUAUUCCAUUGUCAUUAACUCUGCUCAUUGUUGGACGAGACUUAGCAUUGGUUGUAGCUGGAUUUGUAAUCAGAUACAUGAGCUUGCCACCACCGCGAACACUAAGCAGAUAUUUCGAUGUGACACAUGCAACAGCACAGCUUGCCCCUACAUUCAUCAGUAAAGUGAACACCGCUGUACAACUUUUACUGGUGGGUACAACUCUUGCAUCGCCUGUGUUCGGUUACGUAGACCACCCGGCGCUGCACGCACUGUGCGGCAUCACCGCUGCCUCCACUAUAGUCUCCGCUGUCAGUUAUUUAGUUAGUAAGGACACAUACAGAAUUUUGAAGAAAAAGUCCUGAAAAUACUCUAUCCAGACAUCUGAAAUCAUUUUUGUAUUUGUAUAGUCUUCCAAAAAUUUUAGUUUUGUAGUUAAGUGUUAACUAAUUAAUAAAUUCCGAAAACUGUAAAUAAAUAUUAUUAUAUAAAAGGUGUUUGUUUUCCUUAAAUAGUACUCUAUGAAUGAUAAUGUGUGGAAAUAAAUAGAAACCAUGUACAAAAAGAAAUUUAUUAUUUCAUUCUAUUCAUAUGAAUAAACUGCAGUUAAUUUUAUGCGAAAUAAUCAAAGUUAUAAAAAAAUAUGUAGUAAAUAUUAACUAAAUUAUGCUUAUUCUAGACGAAACAUAAUUGUAAUAUAAUUUUCAGGCU
Trichoplusia ni (cabbage looper) is the source of this 1551-nucleotide messenger RNA. Its product is annotated as probable cardiolipin synthase (CMP-forming). NCBI's taxonomy places the organism in Eukaryota, Metazoa, Arthropoda, Insecta, Lepidoptera, Noctuidae. Gene Ontology annotation, molecular function: cardiolipin synthase activity. Bases 180 to 1205 code for a protein of 341 amino acids. Gene Ontology annotation, biological process: cardiolipin biosynthetic process. The record is from RefSeq and is a predicted model, not a curated record. The transcript is spliced from 5 exons. Gene Ontology annotation, cellular component: mitochondrion; membrane.